ACCCUGUUCUUUGCUCUCGCUCGCUCUUGUUUGAGCUUUUACGGGUUUGUUCUAUACGGUAUACGUGCGGUGUGUGAACACUGUCCAGGCGGAGGCGCGGAAGAGCGUAUGGUGUCUGAAUCAUCAACUUAACAUCAGUCCAGUCAUAGUAGUCAGCCAGUUGAUGUCGUUGUCGCGUUGUGGAUGUACAAACUCUCGAGAGUCGCGCGUACGAAGUAGGUACUCGGACGAAAGUUCAUAAUAGUUCACUUCAACAAUUAGCGAGUAGGUGUAGCUUAAUUACCAAUGUGAGAUAUCCACAGAGUGGCGUGGAGUGAUUUUUCGUGGUGGACAGUAUAGUGACCGGGAAAGUUCAAGCAGCGACCGAAGUAAAACGGUUCCAAUUGACUGGAGCCAUUAAGAGAGGACCAUUCUCUUUUCUUCACGCUUAUAUCAUAGUGCAGUGAAAAGGCAGCAUAAAAACAAGAAGAGUGUUAAAGCAAGAUAAAACAAUUGUGUGUCCAAAUGUUUAUGAUUUUAUGCACAUGAGAAACCAUUUUGUGCAACAAAGUACGACGGUGCACCGUGCGCUCAAGUGUUGGUUCCCCUUUGGAGCUCGCCGUGGUUUAGCCAGCAGCGAAGGAAGGUGGUUGUACUAGUGGUCCCAGCGCGAGAAGAUUUUAAUAUAAAAAUAAGAGUGUAGCAGCGGAGAAGGAAAACCGAAAUAAAAAAAAAUAGCCGACGGACGACCUAAAGCGCAAACGACGACGAGAGGGCCGCAGUCGCAGAGCACUUUCCAUUCUCACAUGCCACUACUGGACAGCGGUUUGCAGUAAAGAAAAAGUUGAUGUUGACUAAUCUCGUAUUAGAUACCUUAGCAUGUCAGAACGCCGUGGUACGAAGGCUCUAGAACUAUGGUGUCGCCGCGUCACCGAGGGCUAUAAGGAUGUUCGGGUCACAAACAUGAGCACCUCCUGGCGCGACGGCCUCGCUUUCUGUGCAAUUAUUCACAACUUCCGUCCGGACUUGAUAGAUUUUACGGCCCUGAAAAAAGAAGACAUAUACUACAACAAUGAACUAGCAUUCAGCAUCGCCGAAAAGCAUCUCGGCAUCCCGUCACUGCUGGACCCCGCUGAUAUGCUAAAGUACGAAGUGCCUGACCGAUUCUCAAUACUAACCUACCUGUCGCAAUAUUACCGAGUAUUCAGUAAUCAAGAGCCAACCAGCAAAAAAGUAACCGAAAAGGAACCCAAAUCGACGGACGGUUUGGACGGCAAGAUGGCCAACACAACCGCUUUCGUGGGAGUCCCCAAACGUGAGCCCUGUCGCAAAUGCGGUAAUCCGGUGUUCUUCGCCGAACGUAUCAGCUUCGAGCAGAAGCUGUACCACCGGUCCUGUCUAAAAUGUGCCCGUUGUGGAGCUCAACUAACGCUAGGCAGCUUCUACGAAACGGAGACGGACGGCGAAUACUGCUGCGAAACGUGCCCGGAUGAGGAGAUCCAGAUCGCCGAACGACGUCGCUCGAUGUCGUCCGAGGUGGCGGCAACGGAAGCGGCUGUAAAUGGGAGCCGGGAAAAUGUUCGUACCAGCCGAAGCAGCAAACUGCUGGAGAGGAUCUCGUUUUUCGAAUCGGCACCGCUUAGCGAUGAGGAGAAAACGUCCAACAUGGUUCGACGGGCCAAGAUGAGUAGCUUUCUGAAGGAUUCGCUGGAGAAGUCGGAUAAGUUGGAGAGCGAUAAGGAAGUAGACAAGAUCGAACCAACUCCUCUCGAAGAAUCUUCGGAAAGUGAAGAAGAGGAUGAGAUUCCUCCGAGUCUGCCAGCUACUGAACCGCCUCCCAGCCCUCCAUCAGUGGAAACUCCUCCCAUAGCAUCUGAUCAAAUUACUGAACUUGUUAAUGAAUCUACUAUUGAAAACGUACCGAAUAUUGUUCAAAGCACAGUUGGUUUGGAAGAUAAAUUAAAUGGAAAUGAAGAAUCAGAUAGUACCACUAUUGUGUGUGAUAGCCAUGAAUCUCCGGAAUCUCCUGAAAAAAGUCAUGAACCACCCGAAUCUUCUAAAGAACUCAACAACGCUCUUGCUAUUGAACCUGUUACGCUGAACGAUGAUUCAGUUUGUAAAUUGAAUGGAGAAGACACCACGCCCAGCGAAGCGGAAAAGAUUGUCGUUGACGCCGAACUUUCAACAAAAGAUAGUCAAAGUGAUGCGGAAGAUGUGGAACCUGAGAAGGAAGCUGUAAAGGAGGAUCAGCCAAUGCAAGUGCCUGAAGUAAAUGUGAUCAGUGAAGAACAGAUUGAUACUACUGUUAGCAACCCAGAAGAAGUGCCUGAGAAUGAAGCCAUUGUCAUAAGUGAUAACACAACUACAGAACAAACGAAUGCUGAAGUUACGCCACAGUCUGCGGAAAAACAUGAAGAAGAGUCUAUAGCGCAGGAACAGUACCCUUCGGAUUUGAAUCCAUUCGGAGAUGAUUCCGAUGAGGACAAAGUGCGGGCUCCGUCCAAACCUGUUCCUCCGGCACGAAAAGUCAGCACAAAUCCCUUCGGCAGCGAUGACGAAGAUGAAACGCAACCUGUUAGUAUGAAACCACCACGGCCUCCUCCGCCGAAAAUUAGACCUCUUGUUCCAGCUAACCCGUUCGACGAAGAUGGAGAUGAUGAGCCGGAGAACGAAAUCAUUCCAGUCAUUGUUAAACCUUCACCUCGUCGGACUCCGGUCCCAACCCCUCGAAAACAGCACAACCACACAGAUUCCAUCAGUUCUAUGGAAACCUCGCUGAUGUCGAGCCAGUUCGGAGGUUCGAAUGCUUCACUUGCUUCAUCGUUGGAUAGCGCAUCUGCCUCCAUGACGAUCACUCGCCGUAAAAAGUCCAAAGCACCAGAUGCUCCAGUCGUCUUAACAAAAACAUCUACCGAAAACCUAUCUCCCAGUCAAUCUACAACGCCGCGCAAGAAACGCCUUGCUCCAGCACCUCCUUCAUCCACCCCUAAAUCAAGCGAACCCCCAUCGCUAUCUCCUAAUCCUACGCAGCGACUUAUAGCUCUCGACGCUAGCCUGAUGGGAACCGACUUUGAUCUCAACGAGCCGGUAACCCGAGCCCCCAGCAAUGACUCCGUUAUCUACCGCAGAACCAUCGUCCCCUUGAAGGUCGACGACGAUAGUCUCACUCUGGAAACCACCACCAGCGAGCGACAAUGGGAGAAGAUGAAAGACAACAAGGAAGCUCAAAACCGUAACCGGCAAUCGCAGACCUCGCCUACCAGCUCGCAGAACGAUUCCUACAACGCCUUGAUCUCCAACAAAUCCCAACAGGGAAAAUGGAAGCGCCGCAAAGGGCCGGCUCCGGCCCUACCGGUGCCACUACCCGAGCGAAAAACGAUCAAAAUGCUGCCGCUGAAGGAGAUUCGCCAGGAGUUGGACAUUAUCGAAACGCAGCAGCAAGGGCUGGAGAAGCAGGGUGUAAUACUGGAGCAGAUGAUUCGCGAACGGUGCGAAGGCGUCGAUCCCGAGAUGGACAUCACGGGGAUUCAGACCAACUCCAAGGAGGUGGAAGAUCUGAUCAUGCAGUUGUUCGAGCUGGUCAACGAGAAGAACGAGCUUUUCCGGAGGCAAGCCGAGCUGAUGUAUUUGCGUCGCCAGCAUCGGUUGGAGCAGGAGCAAGCCGAUUUGGAAUAUGAGAUUCGCCUGUUGAUGGCCCAACCCGAACGGAACAAAACCGAUUCCGAUAAGGAGAAGGAAGAAGCACUCAUUGCUCGGCUGGUUGAGAUUGUCCAGAUGCGAAAUGAUGUGGUGGACUGUCUAGAGAUGGAUCGGUUGCGAGAAGCAGAGGAAGAUAUGAGCAUCAAACAAAGCAUCGAAGAGAGGGCAGCCAGUCAGCAGAAGCACGGUAAAAAGGAUUCCGACACGGAGAAAUCUGCUACUAGUGGCGAUUCCUCAACAAAGCUAUCAAAGAAAGAAAAGAAAAAGCUUAAAGAGGCGAAAAAGCUGGUGAAAUCGAAGAAAAUCGAUUCAGAAAAGGAUGCUGACGAGACCGAAAGCAGCACCAAAGAGAAGAAGAAGAAAAAGAAGUUCUUUUCUGACUUUCUGCAUCCCAAAUCAUCCAACUGCUAGAAUGACAUCCAUCCGGAGUGUAGUUUCUACGCCAUUCUAUGAUGACCGAAUUACACCCUCAGAAUGAAUCUAUAAGGCGAUAUAUUUUUCAAAAACAGUUAAAUAGCUUUUCCGUCCAGAAUUAUGAAUUCUGGCUAACCUAUAUGUCAAUCUGCGGAGCCUUGCUUUAACCAACCGAAACAAUCGUACAUUCCAGUUCAAUGUUGCUUAUUUCUUCAGUGUUAGUGUUGAAGAAGCUAGUAAAGAAGUAGUUAAUUAGCUGUUAAAUCAUGUCAUCAUUUUCCCCCGCUGUUUUACGUAUCAUUUUGAUUGAACCAAGUUUAAGUUUUUUUUUGUGUCUUGUGAUCGUUUAAUUUGUCAUUUCAGAACGCAUUUAUAUGUAUAAACGAUACACCGUGUAAAAAGACGUGUCCUAGUUCGGUUAAGUUUUGUUUACCUUUUUUAUCGUUUAUGAUAUGGAAGCCUCCCUUUUUGGUCCUGUGCGAUAUGUGAAUAUAGUAACAAUAAAUAGUACACACGUAGAAAGCUUACAUAAA
This is a messenger RNA of Aedes albopictus (Asian tiger mosquito), 4625 nucleotides long. RefSeq names its product MICAL-like protein 1 (gene MICAL-like). Gene Ontology annotation, molecular function: protein binding. The coding region runs from base 859 to 4089 and encodes 1076 amino acids. The transcript has 10 exons. Lineage: Eukaryota; Metazoa; Arthropoda; Insecta; Diptera; Culicidae. The record is from RefSeq and is a predicted model, not a curated record.